Molecule: messenger RNA, 183 nt
Organism: Candidula unifasciata
Lineage: Eukaryota; Metazoa; Mollusca; Gastropoda; Stylommatophora; Geomitridae
Source: the annotation of a GenBank genome assembly
AUGUUGUGGUUGUACAGCGAGGCAGCGAUAUCUGCGUCAGAGUUCAUCAAACUGUUUAUUGUUUUUUUUUUUUCCAGAGUACCUAAAUCCCCAGUCCCGUGCCUCCGGACGCUGCACCGGCACCCAAUUACAAUUCACAACAGCUUUCUAGACACCGACCUAUCUACGCUCAUUACACAUAUU